CAUGUCAAAAACUUAAGUGGAAAACUGCAAAGAAAUACACAGAUAAAUAAGUAUAUAAAUAAGUAUUUUCACUGAUGCUGUUGUUUUCUACAAUUGGGGAGGAGUAACAACCAGCGCCAAUAAUAACCACUAACAGCAGCAAUAUCAAUUUGAGAAGCAAAUUAAUAACGUCAAUAGUGACUUUUCGCAAUCUCUGCUCCGUCACCAUCAAGUUAUGGAAAUCGAAUGGUGUGUAAAAUAAAAAGGAAACGAAACUGGUGAGAAGACAUUGAGACAGAUUGUCUGCUAUACGCGACCCUUGUGUCGCAUAUUUGGCAACGGCUUACCAAGGCUGGGUGUCUCCAAGGUCUGAAUGUUGUGUUACCAGGGUUUCAGAAGAAUCCGUAAUGAGUCAGCCCAGCUAAGUGAUCUUGCUAGAUUAGUAAAUAGUUUAUAAAUGCAUAUGUACUUUAAAAAACAACCAUCAAAAAUCAGAAACUGCCUUGUCGCUCAUCUUUACUGCCACUGAUGCACAAAUCGAGUAUUUAACUAUUAAAAAAAAUUGUUAAAUGAUUUGUUAGCAUACACUAGCGCUUUUAACUACAAGAACUUUUGUUUCGGUAGGCCGUCGCAAUUAAUCGGGCAGCCGUCAAGCAAGCAAUUAGUAAUUUAUUUACCACAUUUUUUACAAUUAACUGUCGUAAUACUGCGAUGGGUAAUUGCCUGCAUUGCUUCCAGACAUCGUCCGAUAAUUCGGGUUCACCGACCGUGGCUACAGCGCCCACCUGCCAAAAACCGCAUAUAGAAGAAACGGAUGAAUUGCUCUCGCCCAGAAGUCCACUCAAGAACGCAAACAAUUGUGAUACUAAGCGAAGUAGUUUUAAGAAAUCUUUGGUUCUACUUAAUGGAAAUGCCACCACCAUGAGUGAUAUAAUAACAACAGCCGUAAAAGAAACGCUUGAAGUGUCGGAUAAUACGCUUAAUCAGCUUUUCGAAGAAUAUAAAGAUCCCGAAGAGGAUAUGAUACUCACUGAGGGGAUUGAACGUCUCUGUCACGACCUCAAAUACCAGCCUGAUGAAUUCGCCAUACUGGUAUUGGCCUGGUGCCUAGAUGCAUCACAAAUGUGUCGAUUUACCAAAUCGGAGUUCAUUGAAGGUUUACACAAAAUGUGCGCAGAUACUAUCGAAACAGUACGAAUAAGACUGGAGCAAACGAUUGAAAUGCUCAAAGUGGAUACAGAAAUGUUCAAACAACUCUAUCGCUUCACAUUUCGUUUUGGUUUGGAGCCUGAUCAGCGCAUUCUCUCGUUGGAUAUGGCCAUCAGUUUAUGGAAAUUGGUAUUCACGGUGCAUACGCCAGAACUGCUCGGUAAUUGGAUACAUUUCCUCGAGCAGCACCCCAGCAUACGUGGUAUUCCAAAAGACACAUGGAAUAUGUUCUUAAAUUUCUCCGAACAAUGUGAUAUCAACAAUUAUGACGAUACAGAAGCAUGGCCGAGCUUAUUUGAUGAUUUUGUCGAUUACGAACGUUCAAGGCUGACAACGCUCACGGAAAUUACCGAAAGUGAAGGCGCAGCUGACGACAGUUAUUGUGCGAAUAAGGGGGUUGUCGGGGAAUCUGCAGAGGACACACAAAUAGAGGCAUGUGUCGCGGCUGGUUACAUUGACGAUGACAACAACAAUGAUGAUUUUAGUCGUCAGUCGCACCAAUCACAAUUAGGGAAGGCGGGUUCAACGGGAACAACGGGUGUUCGCAGCGCUAACGAUGAUAUCUUAUAGUAUUAAACAUUUGUUCGUAGAACGAUAUGUCGCGAGGAAUUUUAAAAAUUUUAGUUUUACUAUUAUUCUUUUUUUUUUUUAUUAACUAAACAAAAUUCUACAAAAACUCAAAAGGCUAGAAAAAAGGAAAUAAUUGGCCGCAAAGCAUUUCGAAGACGAUAUUUGCAUUUGCGUUUGUGUUGCGAAACGCACUGCUCAUUCGAAGAUCUCCUUUUUACAAUUAAUAUUAUUAGUAUAAUAUAAUAAAUAAAUGACUUAUUUGCUUUGUGCUAAUUAAAUUUAAUGUUCAUUCACAUUAGACUUGAAUCGAAACGAAGAACGCUUUUCCAGUGAGCAACAUGGUGCGUUAGGUUAAGCAUUUUAUCUUUAAAUCGUUUUGUUGUCUAAUCAAGUACAUACAAGUAUAUGUAUGUGUAAGUUUACUUGAUUUUCAAACGCCUUUUGAUUAAGUGUGGCACAUUCCCAACUGAUGCGAAUAUUAAAUUUAUUAUUCAGCUUAGGGUUAAGAGGGAGUUACAUAAGUAUAUGUAUGUGCUUGUAUAUACAAAGGUAAUUUGUAAGGUAGCAGUAGUAAUAAAAAUUACGUGCCUCACGGACGAUAUUACCUGGUGUCCUUCCGUUCAACCUUUUAUUGAAUUGCAUAACCGUGUGUGUAUUAGCAUAAUGUUGCCAAAUUAAUAAUUAUUUAUAUCUGCAAUUAUACAUACAUACAUACAUUAUUUGAAAUGCACACUGUUUAUUUGUUUGAUGAAACUGUAACAUUAAAUUAUUAGUUGCACGAUACAUUUGUUUCUCCAUUAGCACGAUUCUAUGCACCACAUAUAUAUACAUACCUAGUUCCAUAAUUAUGAUAAGACAAUGCAUACCAUUCAUUGAUGUAUCGCAUCCUUAUUUAUGAAUAAAAAUGCCCAAAUAAUA
Bactrocera neohumeralis is the source of this 2676-nucleotide messenger RNA. It is a transcript of the gene SCCRO3, whose product is annotated as DCN1-like protein 3. Gene Ontology annotation, cellular component: ubiquitin ligase complex. NCBI's taxonomy places the organism in Eukaryota, Metazoa, Arthropoda, Insecta, Diptera, Tephritidae. The record is from RefSeq and is a predicted model, not a curated record. Gene Ontology annotation, molecular function: ubiquitin conjugating enzyme binding; cullin family protein binding; ubiquitin-like protein binding. The transcript is spliced from 4 exons. Gene Ontology annotation, biological process: positive regulation of ubiquitin-protein transferase activity; protein neddylation. The coding region runs from base 691 to 1758 and encodes 355 amino acids.